AUGUCGUACAAUCCGUACGGAGGUAGGCCUUUCUGGGCCCCAUACACUCACUUCUACUCACCCGAACUCUCAGCAGGAAAUCCUUACGGGCCUCCUCCGAGCUAUGGCGGCUUCCCAGGAUCGAAUGCCGCGCCUGGCAUGGCUCCCCCACCUGGUUUAGGCCCUCCGCCAGGCAUGUCUUCCGCUCCAGGAAUGGCACCACCUCCCGGUGUCCAACAACCCAACAACGCACAAGCUAACCGACAAAGCGGCCUGCCGCCCAGCUUCCAAGCUCCCGCGAACCUGCCCAACAUCAACUUCAGCGCCCCCGUCAUCCGACUGGGAACCAUAGGCGCCAAGCCGGGUGUCCCUGAGUUGGGAAGGAAGGACAGCAAUGCGCAGACUGGUGGACGGCCAGGUCUGGGCAUGGACCGUGGUCUUGACCAGUCAAGAGCCGCAGCUCGAGAACACAUGCAGUCAUUGGUGCCACCUACCAAUGAAGAAAAGCUACGCACAUUGUUCAUCCACAAGAUCCCAGAUGGCGUUGGCGGCGAUGACGGCGUCGAAAGGCUUCUCAACGCUGUGGGAAAACUACGCAGAUGGGACGCUGCGGUCUCUGUUCUGUCGGACGGCAAGGGUACAAAAUUUGGUUUUGCACAGUACGAGGACCCCGACUCCUUUUCAGCCGCUGUCGAUAUACUGCAGGAUGUCAAAGUCCCUCUGAAGCGCCAGAAUCCUGCCGAAGCCCCUCCCUCCGCCGCCGACGACGACGACACAUUUGACGGUGUCGAGAUGGUCAAACUUCAGGUUACAGUCGACCCGAACUCCCUCAAGUACCUCGAAUCUUACAAGGAGAGCAGAGGCGAUGACGGCGCAGCUGAAUCGAGAGUCCAUGCUGCAAGGACAGCGUUGAGGAACGUGGUCAGGGAUCUCGUUUAUCCCAAGACAGCGGUGACCGACGGCGAAGGCGACAUCGCGAUGGGCAAUUCAGGCGAAAAUGUUGAGGUUGUCAACAUUCCUCUCGCACAAGACGAUGAGCUUGCAGAUAUUCCUGCCGAGAUGCGUGAAGUUGUCGCUGCUGAGAUCGCAGCCUUCAGAGAGCGCAGUAACAAGCGAGACAUGGAACGUCUGAAGCGCGAAGAGGAAUUGGAAGAGAUGGAGCGAAACCGAAACGGCCCUUCACGCCCAUCCAGACUGGACUCGCCGCCACCAUCCAACUCCAACAACAUCCCCGUCGGCCCUCGGGGUGUACCGAAUGCUCCGUCAGGCCCUAGGGGCCAGAAUGGCACCCGGUCAACGUCUUUCGUUAAUGGCGGCAUCUCAAACACCGACUUCUCCGUCAACCGAGAGGAUGAAGACACAGACGCCGAUGAUGAAGAGCUCUACCAAAGGGAACUUUCCAAGCAAAAGUCCGAGGAGGAGAAGAUGUACCUUGAGGCAGAGCGAAAGUGGGUGAAUCGAGAGCGCUCCCGAGCAGCAGCUCUAGAACGAGAGAAGGACCGCGAGAUUCAAGAAGAGGAGAGCUUCGAGAGACGGGCGCAAGAACAGUUGGAGAGAGAGAAGGCCUGGGACGACGAACGCGAAGCCUCCAGAAAGAACCACCUUUACUACCGCGACCACGCUGCCUGGGUGAAGAAACGACAAAUUGAGAGGGCCGACGAACUGGCUAGAGACGAGGCGGACCGCAGAGCGGAGGAGGACGAGCGGCGCAGAGAGGCGGCAGACAUGGAGAAGGCGCGUGGCAUGGCCGAUUCGUUCCUCGACCAGCAGGCUCAAGAGAUGGAGCAAAGGCAGCAAACCACUGUCUCCGCGCCAGCGCCUUUCAAGUUGUCUCUUGGUGCCGCUGCUCAACGUUCACAAGCACAGCGUGCCGCUCCGCAACGGCGUACUGUUGCCGAAGUGGAAGGCCUUCUCGAUGACGAGGAGCAGGAUGGCACCGCCAAGAGACAGCUCAUUCCCAUCCAGUUCGAGCCUACGACUGCUGCAGACAAGAUGACGGAGGAAGAAAUCAGCAAAGCCGUUCGCGCACUUGCACAGGAAAUUCCGUCCGAGAAAGAGGGUUUGUGGAAUUGGGCCGUGCAGUGGGACUACCUGGACGACGCCAUCAUUCGCGAGAAGCUUCGGCCGUUUGUCGAGAAGAAGAUCGUCGAGUACCUCGGUGUGCAAGAAGAGCUGCUGGUCGAGGUCGUGGAGGAGCACUUACGCAAGCAUGCCAAACCCUCGGAGUUGGUUGAGGAGCUUGUUCCAGCUUUGGAUGAUGAAGCGGAGGACAUGGUCAAGAAGUUGUGGCGCAUGGUCAUCUUCUUCACCGAGAACUGGGAGCAUCAGGUCUUGGACCUACCACAACCUCUGAAUAACGAAAGCCGGACCUCCCUCGCGUCUGCGUCGGAACCGAGCCAUAUCGUCGGGUCACGUUUCGCUUACGCGCAAUAUGCAACAGACUUGAACUAUCUCUGUAAUGCGGUCAUCAACUUCAACCGCCUUGAGCGGCUUGGUACCAGCCACGAUAUGGUCCUGAUUUUUCCUGAAUCCUGGACGAGCGGCACUUCGCAACAGGCCAAGGCGAUCCGUAAGGUUCAUGUCGAGUACCCCGAAAUCGUGCUGCGGCCCUUCGAAUAUCUGCGCAUCUCCAAGACGAAAGCGAGCGCCACCUGGGCCGACAGCCUCAAUAAGUUCCACGCUUUCGAUCUCGGAGAGUACGAACGUGUUUUGUUGUUUGAUUCGGAUACCCAGGUUUUGAACAGCAUGGACCACAUCUUCUCGUCACCCAAGGCCGCCGUCGCCUUGCCUCGCGCGUACUGGCUGAAUGAAAUCGAUACGCCGGUUUCUGAGCAAGUUUUGAGCUCUCACGUCAUGCUCAUUGAACCGAACGAGAGCUUGCAUAAGAAGCUCGUUAAAGGCUCGCUCUCGUCGGGCAAGCUAGACAUGGACUUGGUGAACAGCAUGUUCAAAGACAGCGCGACAAUCUUGCCGCACCGGCGGCUGGCACUUCUGACGGGAGAAUUUCGCGACAGCGAUCAUCAGAAGUACCUCGCACCCGGCAACGACAGGUGGGAUCCCGUGAAGGAGGCGUCGAACGCAUAUCUGGUACAUUUCAGCGAUUGGCCCAUGCCAAAACCUUGGGAACCGCGCACGAAGGCGCAGUGGGAGGCCGCGUUACCUGGAUGUACAGACGAGGGGGCGAACAGCACCGAUCAACCACAAUGCGCCGACCGCCUUGUGUGGACUGGAUUUUACGAAGACUACGAUGCCGAUAGGAAGCGAUAUUGCAAUCACUGGGGAUGA
Messenger RNA from Colletotrichum karsti, 3264 nucleotides. RefSeq lists its product as uncharacterized. Gene Ontology annotation, cellular component: spliceosomal complex. Lineage: Eukaryota; Fungi; Ascomycota; Sordariomycetes; Glomerellales; Glomerellaceae. Gene Ontology annotation, molecular function: mRNA binding. Gene Ontology annotation, biological process: mRNA processing. The transcript is spliced from 5 exons. The record is from RefSeq and is a predicted model, not a curated record. Bases 1 to 3264 code for a protein of 1087 amino acids.